AUGCUGAGUGGACAAUCUGGAGCCUACCCUGGCGGCAUCCAAGCGGAGAUUGCGAGAGUGCAGGUAGAGGAGGUGUACGGUGGUUGUAGACUCCGGUCCGGAGCAGACGUAUCGGUGGCUCCUUUGAAGUUCAAGAAGCAUGGGGAGAAGGCCAACUCAGGGCUUUUGCUCCAGGAUGCACAGAGCAAUGCAAUCGUGGAGCAGGCCGCAGGCCUGUCGUGUUCUUGUUUUCUGAGGGGAACCAGUGACGAUUCGAGAGAAAUGCUUAUCAAAGCGGCUGGUGUCUUGGAAGUGAAACUGAAGGAUUGGAGUUGGCUGUCUUUGUCAGAAAGGAGGAAGCAGUUCGUCUUCCGCAGCCAGGCGAUGUGUGGGUCCACCUGUAGUCAAGCAUGCGUCCUGGGGAGAAGCCGACAGUCGCCCCAUAAAGCAGUCAGCCUCGAAGCAGGGGAAGAAGAGGUAAAGGAGGACGCAAAAGAGCUCAGGCCAGUGAUCCAGAUCGAUUACUGCUGCACCUUCGCAAAGGAGAGAGGAGAGCAGCAGCUUGAGGAGGUUGAACAAGGAGAUGAGAACCAGAAGAUGGCAAAGGAUGAGCUUGACUAUCGGGCGAUCACUCGACUCAGCAUGCAAGUUGGAGGUGGCGAAGAAGUUGUGCUUCAAGGCGACUCGGAGCCGGCCAUCCAACAGAAAGGACCAAGUGUGCUGUACAAGGACGCUUGCCCAUAUUUGCAUGGCUCCUUCGUCAUGCAGCCUUCGUCCACAACCGCUUCUUCGUUGGUUCGCGAGGCGGUCCUGCCUUCGAAGCGCCAACUCACCCUCUGGCAACGUGGGAGGUUUUUCCCCCUCAUAGAUCUCAUCCUCGACUUCCUUCUCCAGGCUGAUCUUCCUCACGGACUGGUCGGGAACUUGUAUCCAUUGUUGAACACGGACUGGCCUUUGCUGUGGGAACUGCUUGAGGAGCUUGAUGUUUCAUCCGAACCGGCUUCGUCCUGCACGGGUGGUCUUGGAGUGCCUGCAGCUAUUGACUCAGCUGCAGCUCUACCAGCUGCUUUGGCCAGCUCCUCCAAGGAGGCUGAAUCAGGCGUACGAGCUAGAUCGGCUGGUGAGUAUGGGUGUUCUGAGACUGCCGGAAAAAGGGGAGGACCUCGGGCCCAAGCUCGCGACCUGGAACUGGUCACCCUGGAUAUAAAGGAUGCGUACUUGAAUGUACCCCAGAAGAGUCCAGUCAUCAUCGAGGUGGAUGCCCGGCUGCUUGGAGAUGAAAGGUCUGGCAGCAUCCCGUUCAUCCUGGAGCGGCUCCUUCCUGGGCAGCGAAUUGCAGCUUCCGAAUGGUUUCAGUUCAUGAAAAGCAUGCUGGGGGAGGCGGGGAUGAGCGGACUCAUCAAGGAACCAACCCUCUUUAGAAGCGACAAGGUUGAGGAGGAGAAGGGCUUGGUUCUGCAUGCCGACGACGCAAUCCUGGCGACCACCGCUGAAGGGCGGAAAGAGCUGGUUGAAGCUUUGAGCAGAAGAGUGGUGGUGCAAGUGUCUGAGCCAAUGCGGAAUGUUGGCGAUGAGCUUGAGUUCCUCAAGAGGAAGUACAUCAAGACUUGCGAAGGGGUUGCAAUGUUCAGCGGGGCAAAGCAUCUGGAUGGGCUGAUAGAGGCUGUGGGAAGUGUGACGCCAAGGGACACUCCGGCAGAUCAAUCCUUCUCAGAGAUAGACAAGAGCCCUUCCUUGAGCCCGAGCAAAGCAAAGAUCUUCAGGGAAUGCGUGGGAAGGCUUCUCUACCUGAGCCACACCCGGAGUGACAUCCAAUUUGCAGUAUGUGUCUUGGCGAGUGAUGUCCUACAAGCUCAUGCUUGCCUGGGAUUUCCCGGGGAUGGUAGCCUGGAGGAAGGCGGCAAGUUGGUGCUCGAGUCAGUGACAGAUGCUGAUUGGGCUGGAUGCAAGGCCUCAAGAAGGAGCAAAAGUUCAGUUCACCUUUAUUGUGCUGGUGGGCUCUUGGCGAGCUACGUCAGGAGCCAAAGAUCGAUAGCUCUUUCCAGUGGCGAGUCGGAGUACAUCGCUAUGGUCAGUGGGGCUACCGAGCUUGUCUAUUUGAAGGAGUGCCUUGUGUAUCUCAGCAGGGGCCGCUUUGAAGUCGAAGCAAUCAUGAGGAGCGACAGCGCGGCAGCACGAGGCAUCAGCCAGAGGAUGGGAUGUGGGCGAGUGAGACACUUGGACUGUGCCCUGAUGUGGGUUCAGAAUGCCAUAAAGGAGAAGGCCUUGAAAGCCGGGCCAAUAGCUGGAGUUCGCAAUCCAGCUGACGUCGGCACAAAAGCUCUAAGUGGCCAUUUUGCCAGUGCUACUUGUGCUUGGGUCAGAUGGAGUCGACAUCAGCGAGGGCUUGAGCCUUGCUAUGGGGUUGAGCCUGGUAGAAGAAGCUGCAGUUUCCUCGAUUUCGUCAUGCGUUACAGUUGUUUUGGUUCUCUGCUUUUGGAUUGGUGCAGCAUGGAUUUGUUUCCAUCUUUUCCCAACUUCGAUGAGCAGCAAGUCAAGAGCCAAAAACCAGAAGUGGGCUGCCAGGCAGAUCGAGGAAUGAGCCCAAGCGAGAUGAAGUUUGCCGAUGAUCACAUGGAAAGGUGCGAGUUCUUGACACGAGCAGUACGGGAAGAGCAUCGCGUUGUGGAGCAGUGCGAGCAGGCUCUUCGUGAUGUAAGGUCAGAAAACAGGAGGCGAGAUUCACAGGGUGAGGGCUGA
This is a messenger RNA of Symbiodinium natans, 2718 nucleotides long. The record is from the annotation of a GenBank genome assembly. NCBI's taxonomy places the organism in Eukaryota, Dinophyceae, Suessiales, Symbiodiniaceae.